Colletotrichum scovillei is the source of this 1090-nucleotide messenger RNA. RefSeq lists its product as uncharacterized. Gene Ontology annotation, biological process: mRNA splicing, via spliceosome. NCBI's taxonomy places the organism in Eukaryota, Fungi, Ascomycota, Sordariomycetes, Glomerellales, Glomerellaceae. The record is from RefSeq and is a predicted model, not a curated record. Gene Ontology annotation, cellular component: U4/U6 x U5 tri-snRNP complex; spliceosomal complex. Bases 377 to 1090 code for a protein of 237 amino acids. The transcript has a single exon. Gene Ontology annotation, molecular function: zinc ion binding; nucleic acid binding.
CGUAACUUUUUUCUUCCACACCUUGGAGGGGGAAUUGGAUGGAGGGGUAGGUAUCUUUUUUUCUUAGCGCUACAACCCCACCAUUGCACCCCCUGGACCCUGUCUCGCCUGGCCCCUCCCAAUUCCGAUCCCUCAACCCCUGCAGCCUCACUCGACCCCAGCUCGGCUUCCAGGCAUUAAAUUUCAUCAUCGAACGCGUCUGGCCAAGCUCUGUAUCCAUCAACAACGCUAUUGCUUGUCACGAUUCCUCCUCAACGAACAAAACCGACUCCGAUAUUCUCGACCCAUCUCAUCUCUUCACACUGCGAACAUCCCGACAAGGAGCACCGUCACGAAGUACCUACCUUCAGAGAGAAACCCACACGAAACCCAAACAAUGGCCGACAAGAAAGCAAGCGCCUACGGCGCGCCCGCAGGCGACACCGACUUCCGCAAGACCUACGACCUAGACGAAUACGCAGCCAAGGCCAAAGACCGCGAGGCCAAAGAAAAAGAAGAAGCAAAGGCCCGGUACGAGGCCAAGCUCGCGGGCAAGAAAUACUACAAGCCCCUGACGGGCGACGAGACCUUGACGCAGGCGCGGCGCAACGUCCUGGACCUCAGCGCGCAGGUCGGCAAGACGCAGCUCGUCCCCGCGGGCGCGGGUGUUGGCAAGAGGGGUCGCGGCGCGGGAUUCUACUGCGAGCCGUGCGAUCUCACGUUCAAGGACAACAAGCAGUUUGUGGAGCACCUGAACACGCCGCAGCACUUGGCGAACACGGGGCAGAAGACCGAGGUCAAGAGGGCGAGUGCGGAGGAGGUGAGGGACAGGAUUGAGUGGCACUGGCAGAGGAAGCUGGAUCUGGAAAAGGAGAAGGCGACGAGUUUGCAGGAUAGGCUUGCGCUGCGGGAGGAGGAGAAUGCCAAGGAGGCCGAGGAGAGGAGGAAGAAGAGGAAGGAGGCGGAUGAGAGGAGAAGGAUUGAGAAGGAGGCGGCGGAGAAGGUCAAGACGGAGUAUGGAGAUGAUGUGAGGAUUGAGGGGGAGCAUGAUGAGGAUGAUAUGAUGGCUGCGAUGGGGAUUACGGGGUUCGGAGGGACGAAGAAGAAAUAA